Molecule: messenger RNA, 2188 nt
Organism: Macrosteles quadrilineatus (aster leafhopper)
Lineage: Eukaryota; Metazoa; Arthropoda; Insecta; Hemiptera; Cicadellidae
Gene: Pp2A-29B
Product: serine/threonine-protein phosphatase 2A 65 kDa regulatory subunit A alpha isoform
Exons: 13
Coding region: 225-1997 (590 amino acids)
Biological process (GO): protein dephosphorylation
Cellular component (GO): protein phosphatase type 2A complex; cytoplasm
Molecular function (GO): protein binding; protein phosphatase regulator activity
Source: RefSeq, a predicted model, not a curated record
CAUUUACCAAAUGCCAAUGCGAAACGCCAAAGUACAUAAUUGCAGUUGCUCAUCUUAUCCAUUGGAAGUUAUAUGUUAUUGGUGAUAUUUUUCUAAAUGAAUUAGUGAUAUGCUGUUAGUUUCCACUCUAUAAAAUCAAAGUAGUGUUGAUAGUUUUUGUGUUUUGUGUACUUCGUGUGUUUCGUUCGUACUCAACAUUUUAUAAGUGUGUCGCCCAAUUCAAAAUGGCAGCAAGUGACCCAUCUACAGACGAUUCCCUCUACCCAAUAGCUGUAUUAAUUGACGAGUUGAAGAAUGAAGAUGUCCAGCUUCGGUUGAACUCAAUCAAGAAGCUGUCCACUAUCGCGUUGGCGCUCGGUGUGGAACGUACUCGCAGUGAAUUGAUCCCGUUCCUCACUGAGACCAUCUACGAUGAGGACGAGGUUCUGCUUGCGUUGGCCGAACAACUUGGAACCUUCACUCCUCUUGUUGGCGGACCGGAGUAUGUCCAGUAUCUGCUGCCACCGCUGGAGUCGCUGGCCACGGUGGAGGAGACUGUGGUGAGAGACAAAGCCGUGGAAUCUCUACGACUGAUCAGCUCACAGCACAGUCCUCAUGACCUUGAGACGCAGUUUGUGCCACUCGUACAGCGUCUGGCUCUCGGUGAUUGGUUCACUUCUCGCACCUCCGCGUGCGGACUGUUCUCCGUCUGUUACUCUCGCGUCAGUCCUGCUGUCAGAGCGGAUCUUCGUAACCAUUUCCGCAACCUGUGUCAAGACGAUACCCCUAUGGUACGACGAGCUGCUGCCAGCAAAUUGGGCGAGUUUGCUAAGGUCGUUGAGGUAGAAUACCUCAAAUCUGACCUCAUCCCCAUGUUUGUCAACUUGGCUCAGGAUGAACAGGAUUCCGUACGACUAUUGGCUGUGGAGGCGUGUGUCAGUAUCGCCACCCUGCUCCAACAAGAAGACGUAGAGCAGCUAGUAAUGCCAACUUUACGCCAGUGUACCGGCGACACCUCGUGGAGGGUACGCUACAUGGUGGCUGACAAAUUUACUGAGCUACAAAAGGCAGUUGGACCGGAGAUCACCAAGACAGACUUGGUGCCUGCGUUCCAAUCCCUGCUGAAGGACACUGAGGCUGAAGUCAGGGCGGCCGCGGCUCACAAGGUGAGAGAUUUCUGCCAGAACCUAGAUCAUCAUCAACAGGAGGGCAUCAUCAUGUCCUCCAUCCUGCCCUACGUCAAGGAGUUGGUGGCCGACCCCAACCAACACGUCAAGAGUGCUCUCGCCUCCGUCAUCAUGGGACUGUCACCAAUCCUGGGCAAAGUCAACACAAUUGAACAUCUACUACCUCUGUUUUUGUCACAACUUAAAGACGAGUGUCCUGAAGUGAGAUUAAAUAUUAUAUCCAACUUGGACUGUGUAAAUGAAGUCAUUGGAAUCCAACAGCUGUCACAGUCAUUGCUGCCGGCCAUCGUGGAGCUGGCCGAGGACUCCAAAUGGCGUGUGAGGCUGGCCAUCAUAGAGUACAUGCCAUUGCUGGCUGGCCAGCUAGGCGUGGAGUUCUUUGAUGAAAAACUCAACACGCUCUGCAUGGGCUGGCUUAUAGACCACGUGUACGCUAUCCGAGAGGCGGCCACGCAGAAUUUAAAGAAGCUGGUGGAGAAGUUUGGAGCAGAGUGGGCGCAGAACACUGUGAUUCCCAAAGUUUUGGCCAUGUCCAGGGAUACCAACUAUCUGCAUCGCAUGACCUGUCUCUUCAGCAUCAACCUUCUGGCUCCAGCAUGUGGUCCGGACAUCACGGUGAGGUUAAUGUUGCCAACAGUGAUCGGCAUGGCCAGCGACUCUGUGCCCAAUGUUAGGUUCAAUGUGGCCAAGACUCUGCAGAAGAUAGGACCUGUCCUCGACCCCAACUGCAUCCAAACACAAGUGAAACCAGUUUUAGAAAGACUGAAUGUGGACACGGACGUGGAUGUCAAGUAUUUCGCAUCAGAAGCCAUCGCCGGCAUUGCAGCGUAAACCUGAAGAGAGCAAUGAACAUUUUCCAUUCUUCUUUUGACGGAAUCAUUACCCAUGGUGACCUAGGGGCUAUCCAUAUUGUGUUAAAAUACAUCCAUUGUAAUAGUGUUAUGCGCCUGUCACAAAUUAUCAAUCAUAUGUGUUAUAUCUUUUUAAGUUAAUUUAUGAAAUAAAAACUGUAACAUAAUAUA